Molecule: messenger RNA, 5181 nt
Organism: Nanorana parkeri
Lineage: Eukaryota; Metazoa; Chordata; Amphibia; Anura; Dicroglossidae
Gene: LRP6
Product: LDL receptor related protein 6
Exons: 22
Biological process (GO): receptor-mediated endocytosis involved in cholesterol transport; chemical synaptic transmission; Wnt signaling pathway involved in somitogenesis
Molecular function (GO): protein binding
Source: RefSeq, a predicted model, not a curated record
CCGUUACUGCUGUACGCCAACCGGCGUGACCUGCGGUUGGCGGAUGCCGGAGGAACAAAGGGGAACUCUACCGUGGUGGUCAGCGGCCUGGAGGACGCAGCAGCUGUGGACUUUGUAUUUUCUCGAGGCUUAAUUUAUUGGAGCGACGUGAGCGAAGAAGCCAUAAAGAGGAUUGAUUUCAACAAAACUGGGAGCAAUCAGGAUGUUGUCAUAUCGGGGCUGGUAUCGCCAGACGGACUGGCUUGUGAUUGGUUGGGAGAGAAACUGUACUGGACAGACUCUGAGACAAAUAGGAUAGAAGUCUCCAACUUGGAUGGCUCUUUACGGAAAGUAAUAUUCUGGCAAGAACUGGAUCAACCACGAGCAAUUGCCCUGGAUCCUGCCAGAGGGUACAUGUACUGGACGGACUGGGGUGAAGUGCCAAAGAUCGAGCGUGCUGGGAUGGAUGGCACACUGCGAGCGAUUAUUAUAGACUCUGACAUUUAUUGGCCCAACGGUCUGACUUUGGACUAUGAAGAGCAGAAGCUUUACUGGGCCGAUGCAAAACUCAGUUUCAUCCACAAGUCCAACCUGGAUGGCACAUUUCGACAAACUGUUGUGAAGGGCUCCCUCCCUCACCCGUUCGCUCUGACCUUGUUCAGGGACACAAUAUUCUGGACGGACUGGACAACACACUCUAUCCUGGCUUGUAACAAGUACACGGGAGAGGAGCGCCGUGAAGUGGACACCAAUAUCUUCUCUCCUAUGGACAUCCACGUGUUCAGCCAGAUGAGACAGCCAAAUGCUACCAAUCCGUGUGCUGGUCACAACGGUGGCUGUUCUCACCUGUGUCUGAUGUCACCAACGGAGCCUUUCUAUCACUGCGCUUGUCCUACAGGUGUGCGCCUCAAGGAUGAUGGGAAGACCUGCAUGCAUGGUGCUACGGAGCUGCUGCUUCUUGCCCGGCGGACAGACCUCCGGCGGAUAUCUCUGGAUACUCCUGAUUUUACCGACAUCGUGCUCCCUCUGGAUGACAUCCGCCAUGCCAUUGCAAUAGACUAUGACCCAGUGGAAGGUUACAUAUACUGGACGGACGAUGAGGUGCAAGCCAUUCGGCGGGCUCAGGUUGAUGGUUCCUCCAGUCAGUUCAUUGUUGUGUCUCAAGUAUCUCAUCCUGAUGGCAUCGCUGUGGACUGGGUGGCUCGCAACUUGUACUGGACGGACACGGGAACUGAUCGUAUCGAGGUGACGCGGUUAAAUGGAACUAUGCGCAAAAUUUUAAUAUCUGAAGAUCUUGAUGAACCCAGAGCCAUUGUCUUGGAUCCAAUCAAUGGCUGCAUGUAUUGGACCGACUGGGGAGAGAACCCAAAAAUCGAGCGUGCUGCAAUGGAUGGCUCUGAUAGGGUGAUUUUGGUGAACACCUCUCUAGGCUGGCCCAAUGGUCUUGCCCUGGACUACACAGAAGGGAAAAUAUACUGGGGAGAUGCCAAGACAGACCAGAUCGAGGUCAUGAACAUGGAUGGCAGCGGACGCAGGCUACUGGUGGAAGACAAGCUGCCACACAUCUUCGGUUUCACACUCUUAGGGGAUUACGUCUAUUGGACAGACUGGCAGAGGCGCAGCAUUGAGAGAGUCCACAAGCACACGGGUGAACGCGAGGUGAUCAUUGACCAGCUGCCUGACCUAAUGGGUCUGAAGGCCACAAACAUUCACAAGCUACCAGGUACCAACGCCUGUGCUGACAAUAAUGGUGGCUGCAGUCACUUGUGCCUCUAUCGACCUCAAGGACCACGUUGCGCAUGUCCAAUAGGGCUGGAAUUGAUCAAUGAUAUGAGGACUUGUAUUGUACCAGAGGCCUUUCUUCUGUUCUCCCGCCGUGCUGAUAUACGACGUAUAUCACUAGAGACCAACAAUAACAAUGUAGCCAUUCCAUUGACCGGUGUGAAGGAAGCCUCUGCUUUAGAUUUUGACGUGACCGAUAACCGCAUCUACUGGACAGACAUCAGUUUAAAGACAAUCAGUCGGGCGUUCAUGAACGGAAGUGCUCUAGAACAUGUGGUUCAGUUUGGCUUGGAUUAUCCUGAAGGCAUGGCUGUGGACUGGCUGGGGAAGAACCUGUACUGGGCAGAUACUGGCACGAAUCGUAUCGAGGUCUCCAAGCUGGACGGCAUGCAUCGACAGAUACUGGUGUGGAAAGACUUGGACAGCCCGCGGGCCCUGGCUCUGGACCCAGCAGACGGGUUUAUGUACUGGACCGAGUGGGGAGGAAAGCCUAAGAUCGACAGGGCUUCUAUGGACGGCAGUGAGCGUAUUACUCUAGUACCCAAUGUGGGCCGAGCCAAUGGUCUAACUAUCGACUACGCAGAGAGAAGACUAUACUGGACAGAUCUGGACACCAACCUCAUUGAGUCGUCAAACAUGAUGGGACAAGACCGUGAAGUGAUUGCUGAUGACCUUCCCCACCCUUUCGGGCUGACCCAGUACCAAGACUUUAUAUACUGGACAGACUGGAGUCUGCGAAGUAUCGAGAGAGCCAAUAAAACCAGCGGCCAGAACCGAACCAUCAUCCAAGACCACCUGGACUAUGUUAUGGACAUUUUAGUGUUUCAUUCCUCCCGACAAUCUGGCUGGAAUGAGUGCGCGUCCAGUAACGGUCACUGCUCCCACCUCUGUCUGGCCACACCAGUCAUCGGCUACACCUGUGGCUGUCCUGUUCAUUAUUCCCUGAACACAGACAACAAGACCUGCAGUGCACCUAGCUCAUUCCUGCUAUUCAGCCAGAGAAACGCCAUUAACCGCAUGGUGAUUGACGAGCAGCAGAGCCCAGACAUUAUCCUUCCAAUUCACAACUUGCGUAAUGUACGUGCCAUUGACUAUGACCCAGUGGAGAAGCACCUAUAUUGGAUCGACUCCCGGCAGACCAUCCGGCGUGCCCUUGAAGAUGGGAGCCAGAAUGUAACUGUGGUCUCCAACACAAACACUAACCAAAACCUGGACAUGCAACCGUACGAUAUGAGUAUUGACAUCUACAGCCGCUUCAUCUACUGGACAUGUGAAGCCACCAAUGUCAUCAAUGUUACACGUAUGGAUGGGCGGGCUGUAGGAGUAGUCCUGAAAGGAGACCAAGACCGGCCCAGGGCCAUCCUUGUUAACCCAGAGAGAGGGUACAUGUAUUUCACCAAUUUACAGGAGCGUUCCGCCAAAAUAGAGAGAGCUGCUCUUGAUGGGACUGAGCGAGAAAUUCUCUUCUUCACUGGCCUAAGUAAACCCAUUGCCCUGGCGCUGGAUAACAAGCUAGGAAAACUGUUCUGGGCUGAUUCAGACUUGAGACGGAUAGAGAGUAGUGACCUGUCUGGGGGGAACCGCAUUGUCCUCGAGGACUCCAAUGUGCUGCAGCCAGUAGGGCUCACCGUCUUUGGCAAUCACCUAUACUGGAUCGACAGGCAGCAGCAGAUGAUUGAGCGCAUUGAAAAAACAGGACAUGAAGGGUGCACGAAAAUCCAGGCCCGUAUCCAGUUCCUGACUGACAUCCAUGCAGUGACUGAGCUGAGCAUGCAGGAAUACAAGGAACAUCCAUGUUCUCAGGAUAACGGCGGCUGCUCUCACAUCUGUAUUGUAAAGGGAGAUGGAACAACUCGCUGUUCCUGCCCCAUGCACCUGGUGCUUCUCCAGGAUGAGCUGUCCUGUGGAGAACCCCCAACCUGUUCUCCUCAGCAGUUCACUUGCUACACGGGGGAGGUAGACUGUAUCCCUGCUGAGUGGCGUUGUGACGGUUUCACGGAGUGCGUGGAUCACAGCGACGAGCAAAACUGCCCCAUGUGUUCUGAUACUCAGUUCCAGUGUGCCAGCGGGCAGUGCAUAGAUUCCUCACUGAGGUGUAAUGGCGAUGCCAACUGCCAGGACAAGUCUGACGAGAAGAACUGCGAUGAAAUCUGCACACCGGAGCAGUUUCACUGCGGCAGUGGGCAGUGCAUCAGCAAACACCGGCGGUGCGAUCACAAACGAGACUGUAGUGACAGCUCUGAUGAACUGGGCUGCUAAGAACCGCCUCCACCAUCAACCAACACCAUUGGCUCCAUCAUUGGGGUUAUACUUACUGUUUUUGUGGUCGGUGGAGUUUACUUUGUGUGCCAGCGUGUGCUGUGUCCCCGCAUGAAAGGUGAUGGAGAGACCAUGGCAAAUGACUAUGUUGUGCAUGGGCCAGCCUCUGUUCCCCUGGGGUAUGUCCCUCACCCCAGCUCCCUCACUGGAUCACUGCCUGGCAUGUCACGUGGCAAAUCUGUCAUCAGCUCCCUCAGCAUUAUGGGUGGGAGCAGCGGGCCACCUUAUGAUCGUGCUCAUGUGACCGGAGCAUCAUCUAGCAGUUCUUCCAGUACCAAAGGAACUUACUUCCCGCCGAUUUUGAACCCACCACCAUCCCCAGCCACGGAGCGUUCACAUUACACUAUGGAGUUUGGAUAUUCAUCAAACAGCCCGUCCACUCACAGAUCUUAUCGACCAUACAGCUACCGCCAUUUUGCUCCUCCCACCACGCCAUGCAGCACAGAUGUGUGCGAUAGUGACUACACCCCCAGCCAUCGUCUGACCUCAGCCACAGCGAAAGGCUACACUAGCGAUCUCAACUACGACUCGGAACCAGUCCCCCCUCCACCGACUCCGCGCAGUCAGUACCUAUCUGCCGAGGAGAGCUGCCCGCCAUCUCCUUAUACAGAACGCAGUUACUCUCAUCAUUUAUACCCGCCACCCCCCUCUCCCUGCACAGACUCUUCCUGAGACCCCCAGCCUGUAUAUACACAAACCCUUUGGAGAGGGGUCCGUGGAAAGCUACAUGUACAGUUUUAUUUUCACAGAAGAACUCUUCAGAGGCGAGCAGGGAGUUCAGCCAGCGGACCUAUUUUGUACAUAGUGAAAAAGGAUAUUUAUAUAUUUUCUUAGCUCACUCUGUCAUCCCUGUGCCAUAAACCCAAAACCCAGCUCGUUCCCUCACCUAUCAAAGUUUUUUUGUACAAAGGAUUCCUGCUCCACAAGUAUAUUGUACAAAUAUAUAUAUAUAAAUAUCUAUUUUUGCAAACUGAACACACAAAAUGCCUUAAACGGACGCUGAGGAAGCAAAGAAGUCUUAAUGCCAAAAAGAUUCUGAGUGAUUAAGAAACGGGAAACGGAGUCCAGACCCAAGCGGAGCAGGCGGCAGUCUACCAGGAG